Molecule: messenger RNA, 796 nt
Organism: Monopterus albus (swamp eel)
Lineage: Eukaryota; Metazoa; Chordata; Actinopteri; Synbranchiformes; Synbranchidae
Exons: 4
Coding region: 38-796 (252 amino acids)
Source: RefSeq, a predicted model, not a curated record
UAUAUCCAAAUCUGCAUCAGAUAAUGAAGCACUGGAUAUGAGGAAGACAAAGCACAGAACAGAAACCAAAGGAGGGAAAGGAGCUCAUCAUUCUGGCACAAAGAAAAAGGAGAAACCGCCUUCAAGCCAGAGUGUCCAUGUCAAAGGAGUGGUGACAUUGUCUAAACCUCUGGUCAAAAGAAGCCAAAAGACUGGAAAGAAACCAGGUGGAAAUAACAGGAAAGAGGUGUCAAAGAAAAGUCACAGUUCCACAGGCACUAUGAGCCCACCCAUGCGGCCCCACUAUAUGGACGUGGCAUACAGAUCAGACAGAAGGCCCUACUAUGGCAAGUCGUCCACACUCCUCACCCUGGAGAACACGACGCGGGGUCACUGCACAGACAUGGCCAUCUUACCUGGUGGAGCAACACCCAGCCAUACCCACCAUCCACGCUGGAGCAACCCAGGUGAAAUCAGUCCUGCCUGGGCGGCCAUCCAGCACACCUGUCGCAGGUCACUCACAGAGUAUUGUGUGUACUCCCAUGACUUCAGCACACCCAGUGGGAAAGAAUGGGACAGAAAACUGCAGCAAACAACAGUACAGGAUAACAUCUUGAAGUGUGACUGUAAACCCCAGAUUCUCCCAAAAGUGCCACGAUCGAUCACUGCUGUGGCUCUGUUGGAAUCAAAUGUGAGAUUUUUGCUAAUGUUUAUUAUUCUCAAAUGUUUAGUUAUUCCAGGAAUAAGGUGCUGGAUAUACACUCUCACUUUAUGUUGUAACAGCUCUGUGCUAAACUUUUGUCUCAUCUUCACUUAA